AUGAUGACGUGCCGUCUGCUGUGCGCCCUGUUGGUGCUCGCCCUGUGCUGCUACCCUUCCUUAUGCGCGGAGGAUACUGAUGACGACGAAUCAGCCGGCUCGAUUUUGUUGUCCCCUCAGUCCGAAGAGGAAGACGAUUCCGAUUUGAGUCAGGAUUUAGGCACGGACACCGAUGCGGGAGCGGAAAAUGAGAGGACUGGCGAGGAAGGUUUAAGAAAUGAGGACCCUGCCUACCCAAAGGGUCAAGAGGACAACGUUGAGUUACAGACACCAAAUACAACCACUACGACCACUACGACAAAGGCACCAACUACGACCACUGCGACCGCUGCGCCAGCCCAGACGACCACCACUGCGGCAGAGCCAACCACGACGACCACGACCACCACUGCGCCGGAGGCUCUUACUACGACUACGGAGGCGCUAACCACGACGACCACCCGCGCACCGUCACGUCUUCGCGAAAUCGACGGCAGCCUCAGCAGCUCUGCGUGGGUGUGUGCCCCGCUGCUGCUUGCAGUAUCCGCACUGGCGUACACCGCUCUGGGCUGA
Messenger RNA from Trypanosoma cruzi, 552 nucleotides. Its product is annotated as mucin TcMUCII, putative. The record is from RefSeq and is a predicted model, not a curated record. The coding region runs from base 1 to 552 and encodes 183 amino acids. Lineage: Eukaryota; Euglenozoa; Kinetoplastea; Trypanosomatida; Trypanosomatidae. The transcript has a single exon.